AGAACGGCGCUGGCUCGCCAUCGCGGCGCCAUGUGGCCCGCGGUCACCGAUUGCGUUGAAAAGUGGCGACGACAGACUGAAGCGUUAGGUCUAGGAAGUGAAAGUCGUUUGCGAGGACACGUAUGGGGUUCACCGACUGGUGUGGAGGACGACGCGGUUCCGACGAUCGACCGCUCACACCGCUAUCGCGCCGAAGAAAGUUCAGAUGAGUAUGAAAUCAGCCCAGCCUUGAUACAAGACGACGACUGGAUGUAUUUACCUCUAGAAACCGUCAAUAACAGUUUUUAUGAAAAUCCUCCUACCAAAGAACAGGUAGACUCCAUUAACCCCGAAACAGAAGACAUAGCACAAAAGUUAAAAUCACUCCUAAUACAAGCUGGAAUUCCAAAUAUAAAUGAGCAGCUGCUAUUGAAAGGUUUAUUGGCGAAUCAGAGAAAUACUGAAACGGAUACCCACACAAACCCACAAAAUACCGACAAUAAUCUAAAACAAAAUUCUAACGACUUUCUUCAAUCAGAAAACGAUUUCAUAGAUGCCUAUAAUGCUUUAACUAGAUUAAGUCCAUUACCUAACAUAAGUAAAGCAAAUGAGAUAGUACACACUGAACAGAAUUCUAAUAAAAUUAAUAAUAAAGAUAGUGAAAUUAAUUCGUCAGAACAAGUAAACACGCACGAUCCUAGUGAAAAUAAGACACUAGAAAAUAACACAAAUUCUAUACCAUCAUCGGAACAAAGUUUAAAAGCACCUCAAACACAAAGUUCGACUAAAGAGAGUCAAAAUAAUUCUGUUGAUAGAAUUCCACAACAUAAACCUGAUACUAAAUCCAAUUCUCAGUCUAAAGUAAAAAGGUCGAAAUCACCGAAAAGAAUAACUGCAAAACAAAAUCAGCGGGUCAAAAAAAAGCUGGAAUCUAGUGACAGUGAAUCGCGUGAAGAUGAAGAAAAGAGAAACAAUUUAAGUGACAUGGUAGACAAUACACAGAGAUUAAUACAGCAAAUGAAAAAUGAACUAAAUACCGAUAUGAACUCACUCGACAGCCGAAGUAACAGUAGAAGCGAGAAUAACUUGAGCGCUAAUGAUUCCGAAUUAUCAUCAGAGAAAGAGUCUUCAUAUGAUGAAAGAUCAGAAAGUGAAUCGGAAGACAUAUCUUCUGAUGAAAGUGAAGGUGUAACAUCUAAUACCGAAAACAAUAAUUUGGCGAAGACUGCAACGGUUACGCGAACGAGUUCUGAGGACAAUGAGCAAUUUGAAGAGGCUAUCGACCAUUUAGACAUUGAAAUUGAAAAUCCAAUUCCAGUAAAUGAUAAUUUAGGACACCAACACUUAGAAUUUCAACAGAGGAACAUAGAAAUUUUAGAUUCAAUAGCUAAAAGUUUGCAGGAAGAAUAUUCAUCAAUGAGAGAGGAACAAAUAAAUAUGCCCCGAAAUGACCAUGAAGAUUUUAACAAUAACCUAUUCAAUACUGUAAAUUCAUUUGAAGAAAUUUAUGAACAACUUACGGAAAAAAAUACUUCAACAAAAGUUAAUAUAGAACAACCCACCAAAUCAUCAGAAAAUAAUAAAGCUGCUUAUUAUUCCGUAAUUCAGAAUCCUAAGCAUAACAAACAAGAAGUGAAGUUUGUUACGUACAAUCCACAAACAGCGAAUACAUACUUGCUAUCAGAAAGUACUAUAAUGUUACAUAAUGCAAUUAUUGAAGAUGUUAAUAACGAAAUAGUGAUCGAGUCCAAUGAUUCAUUAGAUAGCAUCGGCACUAGUAAUUUAAUAGUUUCAAAUGAACAUCAAUCUGAAGACAAUUCUAUGGGACCUAAUAUACCAAGAGAUAAUAAUAUUACAAUGAACAAUAACUUAAAAGAUUCUGAAAUUUCUACAGAGAGUGUUGUAAAUUCCACUAUAUCUGUAAAUAACGCAAGCACAUCUACUCCGACAAGUAAUGUAUCUACCGUAACCGAGAACGAUGAAGAAGACCAGAAAACCGAUAUUAAUUCAAACAUUCAAGAAAACAGUGCAGCAACAGAUAAAGUAAGUCCAAAAGAAAAUAUGGUGGAUGAUUCUGAAAACACAACGAUUGAUGACAAAAAUGCAUCAAAUCCAAAUCCUAACAAAGGAAGUUUGCAAGUCAAGAGCUCAUCAAAUAAAAGUAUUUUUAACAAAUCUAACAUACCUAAAUUAGUAAAAGCAUUGCAAAAUAAUAAACUAAAAGUUGAAAAAACUACUCCAAAAGUUUUAGGCUCGAAAGUACCAAUACGACGUACGUCACUUAAACACUAUCCUGCACCAGCCCCUCCAAACGGACAUUUCGGUAAUGUUCAGAAUGGAAAUGUAAAACAGCUGCAAAGUAAAUUAUUAAAUAACAAAGUACAGAACUCAACAAACGUGUCAACGGAGGUAGAAGUGAAGCCAUCAACAUCAUUCUCGUCCACCCUUAGUAAGAAAAAACCUGCUCCGUUACCACCAACAUCGGUGGAACGUAAACUUGAAACACCCACAGAAGAUGUGCAGGAUAAGGAAAAGAAACAUUAUUUCCGUGAAACUUGCCGCACAGAAGACGAGUGGACGGACAGUGACGAUGACGAGUGUCAAAUGCCCCUUACAAGAGAAAACAACGAACCAGAACCGGUUCCCGUAUCACCACCUCCACCUAUUACAAUGCGCCGAGUGUCAGGGCAAUUAGUGGACUUGGCUGCCAUUCGGCUACCUGAAGGUUCACCAGAGAGGCAAGCACGAAUGUUGCUAGCUGAAGGAGCUACAGAGAAUUGGGAACAGGCGCAAUUAGCUGUAGAAUUAAUAACGAGAGGAAUAAACCCUCCAUCUGCUCUUCUGGCCGCUUUAGAAUGUGUUGAUCUUGAUUCUGCUCUAGCGUACUUGCAGCAAGAUUGUGAAUUAUGCGCCUCGCGACUUCCUGAAUAUGAAAUGGUGUCAAUGUUGCGUUGUACUCACAGAUGCUGCAGAGAAUGUGCGCGUCAUUACUUCACAGUGCAGAUAACAGAGCGCAGCAUAGCGGACUGCGUGUGUCCGUACUGCAAGGAGCCGGAACUGGAGAACCUGCCCGAAGACGCAUGGCUCGAAUACUUUGCGCAUUUAGAUAUAUUGUUAAAGACAUUACUUAACACUGAUGUGCACGAAUUAUUUCAGAGAAAGUUAAGGGACAGAACUCUGGCUCGUGAUCCAAACUUCAAAUGGUGUGUGGAAUGUUCUUCUGGUUUCUUUGUACAUCCUAAACAAAAGAAGUUACGAUGUCCAGAGUGCAGAUCUGUGAGCUGUGCUUCUUGCAGAAAACCGUGGUCUUCAAAUCAUGAGGGACUAUCAUGUGAACAGUACACAAAGUGGUUGGAGGACAACGACCCCGAGCGGUCAGUGGCGGCCGUACAGCAACAUCUCAAAGAAAACGGCCUCGACUGUCCUCGAUGUCAUUUCAAAUAUUCGCUUUCUAGAGGUGGUUGUAUGCACUUCACUUGUACGCAAUGCAAAUACGAAUUCUGUUACGGAUGUGGAAAGCCGUUCACGAUGGGCGCGCGCUGCGGCCUCAGCGAGUACUGCGCCAAGCUCGGCCUGCACGCGCACCACCCGCGGAAUUGCCUCUUCUAUUUACGAGACAAGGAGCCUCACGAACUACAAACUCUACUACAGAUGAACAACGUUACUUACGAAACAGAACCAGGUCCUGGCAGCACGGGCCGCUGCCCCGUACAAUUGCAGAGAGAAACUCCAAGCGGUCUGGUUGAUGGUACUUGCGGAAGCGAAUCCUCACCGAAUAAUGCCGGACUAUGCAAGAUGCACUACGUGGAGUACCUGGCGGGGUUGGCGCGCGCCCUUGACCCUAUCCCCAUCAUGGACGUGAGCGAACUGGUGGCGGAGUUGCGCCGGCGCGCGCUGCCGCUGCCCGAGCGAGGUCCAUGGGACACCGACCCCAUUUACGCGGGAAUGUGCGCCGAGGUAACAGAUGCACUUCCACAGAGCCGUGGCACCGGACGACAUCUUAAUGCUGUUUUGGAAAAAUCACAAGAGUAACAUGUUGUUUAACAUCAGGGUAACGUUAGGUCCACUUUCAACUUCACGUUUCAUAUACCAACAUGAGGACAUUCAUUCAGACAUUCAUGUUUAUUGCAGCACAUAUGUAUGUGCUGUAUAUUAUUAGGUACUAGCUUUUCGCCUGUAACUCCGUACGCGUGAAAUUAAAAAACCGAAACUAAGAACGAAGUAGCCUAAGUGUUGUUUCAAACUAUGCUC
Molecule: messenger RNA, 4230 nt
Organism: Papilio polytes (common Mormon)
Lineage: Eukaryota; Metazoa; Arthropoda; Insecta; Lepidoptera; Papilionidae
Exons: 10
Coding region: 31-4011 (1326 amino acids)
Biological process (GO): protein linear polyubiquitination
Cellular component (GO): LUBAC complex
Molecular function (GO): ubiquitin protein ligase activity; K48-linked polyubiquitin modification-dependent protein binding; linear polyubiquitin binding
Source: RefSeq, a predicted model, not a curated record